UCAACAACGCAUGUCUGUUGGUCUCGUUAUGGCGUCUUUGAGAUCUGGACACCCUUAAUGGCGAUUUAUCCACGCUAAAACAACAUUGAUUCGAGACCAAUUUAAUGUAUAUUUAAAAUGGCUUAGGUGGCAUAAGAAACAUGUAUCUACAUUGUUAAAGCACAUAGAAAAUACGAACAGAGCUCUAUACAACUCUAUGCUCAGUCCACUGCCAUUCCUUGUGGUUUGUGUUUUUCAGGCAGAUUAACCUGUUGGGACUGGAAGAGCUGAUACAGCGAAGUUUGUGGACGGAACAAUUUAUCCCUCGCCAUGGCCCCUGUUUCGGGGUCCCAGACAUUAAACAAUGAUGAUAAUGUGAAUUACUUGUUACAUUUUCGGAUGAUCAACGAGCAACAAGUGGAAGACAUCAGCAUCGACCUUUUCUAUAAGCCUCACACACUCACUCUGUUGACGUUCACUGUGGCUAGCUUGAUGUACUUCGUAUUUUCUAGGGAUGACGCCGACGCUGACAACAAUCUUCGAGUGGGUCUGCUCUUGGUUGUCUCCUUCUUCCUAGUCGUCAGCGUCUUGGCAUUCCCCAAUGGUCCAUUCAUUAGACCACAUCCGGCGAUUUGGCGCGUGGUGUUUGGUCUGAGCGUUCUGUACUUCCUGUUCCUGGUCUUCCUCAUCUUCCUAAACUGGGCCCAGGUGAAGAGACUCAUGUACUGGAUUGACCCCAAUCUGCGCUACGCUACCCGUGAGUCUGAUGUCAUGGAAUAUGCGGUGAAUUGUCACGUGAUCACCUGGGAGCGGAUCCUUAGCCACUGUGACAUAUUUGCGUUCGGCCAUUUUGCCGGCUGGGCCAUGAAGGCCAUGCUAAUCCGCAGCUACGGCCUGUGCUGGACCAUCAGCAUCACCUGGGAGCUCACAGAGCUGUUCUUCAUGCACCUGCUGCCUAACUUUGCCGAGUGCUGGUGGGACCAGUUGAUCCUGGACAUCCUGCUGUGUAACGGUGGAGGCAUCUGGUUGGGCAUGACAGUGUGUCGCUUCCUGGAGAUGCGCACCUACCAGUGGGCGAGCAUCAGGGACAUACAUACAACCUCGGGAAAGCUGAAGCGGGUUGUGCUCCAGUUCACCCCAGCCAGCUGGACGUACGUACGCUGGUUGGACCCAAAGUCGUCCUUCCAGAGGGUGGCUGGGAUCUACCUGUUCAUGAUCCUCUGGCAGGCGUCUCACGCUCUCAGCUGGUGCCGAAUCCUCCUCCUUGGAAUCAUCACAGCUCCCACUGUACGACAGUAUUAUGCCUAUCUGACCGAUACACAGUGCAAAAGAGUUGGGACCCAGUGUUGGAUGUUUGGGGCCAUAGCCUUCCUGGAGGCGCUGGCGUGCAUCAAGUUCGGUCAGGACGUGUUCUCCAAAACCCAAGCCCGGUCGGUGUUCCAGUGGCUUGUGUGUGUGGCCUUCAUCACACUCCUCUGUCUGUAUGGUAUGGUGAAGUAUGAGCAGAAGUAUGAGUUGAGGUUUAAGAGCUCCUCAGAGAGUGAUGAUGGCAACCUUAUGGACUUGUGUGACAACGUCACUGAGGACGCUACAGGUGAGAGGGACACUUGGACUAAUUCUGCCAAACCAUCUAAACGAAGGAGAGGCUCUGGAAGGACAAGAGCUGUCAAUGGACACGAGGAUUAGAAGCAGUGAGAGCCAAUGAGCCAAGUAGAAGGAAGUUAAAACUGUUAAUUGCAGAAAGAUUUAGCAUGAACUCAAUGUAAUCAGCUGAGCGGAAAGCUUUGCUCUACUUAGGGGACAACCAUUGGUGUCAUUCAGGUCUGUGUGUACAUCUGGGAACCUUUUAGUAAAAUCUAAAAGAAAUCAGUCCCCAGAAAUCUGAUUUCCUGCUUAGUGGUGAGGUUCCAGUUGGUGUUGGGGUUACUUUUAGGCUUUUAGGGCUGGGAAAUAGGGAACAUGUGUCUAGGUCAGGGUUAGGUUUCAGGACCUCAGAAGGAUAGAGAGACAGAGUGAGGUCCUUAUUCAUAGGGACAAUGUCCCGACAGAUAGUAAAACCUCGCAAGGUUGAAGGCAGGUCCCCACAAGGAAAAGGGCUAUUUCCAGCUAAAGGUUUAGGUUUAGGGUGAAUUUACCGCUGUGGUUAAUGUUAGGUUUAGGGAAUGUUUAGCCUUAACGGUUAGGUUAUUUAGGUGGGGGUUAGGGGAUAAUAGGGAAUAUAUUUGUUUCUUUACCCCACAAGGACAGAAAAACAAGUGUCUGUUUUUGUAAGUUUUACUGUUCCCCCUCUUAUGCUGUUGUGGUCAUAGCUAUGAUGACUCAAUGGAGUUUGUUUUAUGUCACUGAGAACCUAAAUUAUGUGAAGCUCAACCUGAACUGUUGAUAGGUCCAGUUUGCCACUUCAGCAUUAAGAGUUUGUUUCUGAAUAGACAUUUAUUUUUAUUUUUCAACUCCAUUGAGUUUGAGCUGUACAUUGAGUCACAGAGUUAAACAUUUUCUAUGAAGAUUUGAAGAUAUUUUAAGUUUAUUUUUAGAGUUGGUUUUCAUUGCAUUAUAAACAUUUUGAAAAUACUGUCCUCACAGGAUUAACACUAACUUAAUUUCUAUACGUUUCGGUUAUUAAAAUGAAGUUGGUCUGGGAACACUAACAUAAUUCCCAUUCUGUUAAGGUGUGAAAUAUAAUAUUAUUAACCUUUGUUUUUAUACAUUAAGAGUGCAAUGUUU
This is a messenger RNA of Esox lucius (northern pike), 2703 nucleotides long. RefSeq names its product phosphatidylserine synthase 1b (gene ptdss1b). Gene Ontology annotation, biological process: phosphatidylserine biosynthetic process. The record is from RefSeq and is a predicted model, not a curated record. Lineage: Eukaryota; Metazoa; Chordata; Actinopteri; Esociformes; Esocidae. Bases 310 to 1665 code for a protein of 451 amino acids. The transcript has 13 exons. Gene Ontology annotation, molecular function: L-serine-phosphatidylethanolamine phosphatidyltransferase activity.